Talaromyces proteolyticus is the source of this 1116-nucleotide messenger RNA. Its product is annotated as diacylglycerol acyltransferase type 2A. The transcript has 2 exons. The record is from RefSeq and is a predicted model, not a curated record. Gene Ontology annotation, biological process: triglyceride biosynthetic process. Bases 1 to 1116 code for a protein of 371 amino acids. Lineage: Eukaryota; Fungi; Ascomycota; Eurotiomycetes; Eurotiales; Trichocomaceae. Gene Ontology annotation, molecular function: diacylglycerol O-acyltransferase activity. Gene Ontology annotation, cellular component: endoplasmic reticulum membrane.
AUGGUGACUGAUAACCAGCAGCGCAAGCCAUCGAGCGGGCUUGACAACUCUCUCAAUGACAGCAAUGGUACGGUGGCUAAGAGGCACCGUGUCCGUUGGGCUCCUUUGAAUAUCGGCAUCGAAAGACGCCUGCAGACCUUUAUCGUUUUAUGCCAUACAUUGACCAUAGCUAUUUUCCUUACCGCCUUCUUUUUCGUCUGUGCAAUGCCAUUAUUCUGGCCAUUGCUCCUCCCUUAUCUUAUUUAUAUCUCCCUCUUCUCUACCGCCGCGACAUCGGGAUCACUCAAGUCCCGCUGGCAGAGUCUCCGUUCUCUCCCAAUCUGGAAGCUCUAUGCUGCCUAUUUUCCUGCACGCCUACAUCGUACUGAGGUACUACCGCCUACUCGGAAGUAUAUAUUCGGUUACCAUCCGCACGGAAUCAUUUCUCAUGGAGCUUUCGCCGCUUUCGGGACGGAGGCAUUGGGAUUUUCGCAACUGUUUCCUGGAAUUACAAACACUCUACUUACCUUAGACUCCAACUUUCGGGUACCAUUUUAUCGAGAGUAUGCCAUGGCGUUGGGCCUCGCUAGUGUAUCUCGUGAAUCCUGUGAAAACUUGUUGACAAAAGGUGGUGCCGAUGGUGAGGGUAUGGGUCGUGCCAUAACAAUUGUUAUCGGUGGAGCUCGCGAAUCACUCGAUGCACAACCGGGCCGACUCCGUCUAGUGCUGAAAAGUCGUAAAGGGUUUGUGAGAUUAGCUGUCCGCACCGGGGCUGAUCUUGUUCCAGUGCUUGGUUUUGGCGAAAACGACCUUUAUGAACAAGUCAAUUCCGAACAGCAUCCCUUGAUCCACAGGUUUCAGAUACUUGUGAAAAAGACCAUGGGAUUUACGAUACCUCUAUUUCACGCUCGUGGUGUUUUCAACUAUGAUGUCGGCCUCAUGCCCUAUCGACGGCCUCUUAACAUAGUCGUUGGCCGCCCAAUCCAGGUUCUCAAGCAACAGGACAAUCGCGAUGUUGAGGAAAGCUACAUAAAUGAUCUACACGAUAGAUAUGUUCAAGAAUUGAACCGGGUAUGGGAGGAAUGGAGGGACGUAUAUGCAGUCGGGAGGACAUCUGAAUUGGAGAUCACAGCAUAG